Messenger RNA from Rubroshorea leprosula, 3501 nucleotides. Lineage: Eukaryota; Viridiplantae; Streptophyta; Magnoliopsida; Malvales; Dipterocarpaceae. The record is from the annotation of a GenBank genome assembly.
UUUCUGUGAAGAACCAGAGACUUGGUUUUAGUUUUUGCAUACCCUUUUCAUUGAGCUCUAAGAAAAUGGAACUUUUGGCUUCAGCAAUGCGGGGUAUGGUGUCUUAUUCGUCUUCACUCAUGCGUUCAGGAGGAAAAAGGGUGAUUCUAGUGAGGAGUCAAAAGAGAGGUUUAAGCGCAGGAGGGAAUGGUUGGUCUGGGGAGAAGCUUGUGAACCUUUCAGAUUUAGUUCUUAAAACUUUUGCUUGGGGUGUAGUUUCUGUUUUCUGGCAUACCCAAUUCUCUGAUUCCGACAUAGUUCAACAUCUUUCAUUACCUAGUCAGUAUUUAGUGUCUGAUGGUUUCUCUGUCAUUACUGGUUUGUUCCUCUGUUAUGUGGGGUUUUUGAAUAGAAAUGAGGGCGAAGACACCCUACUUGGGGAACCCCUUCUGAAUGGGGAUUCUAGUGUUGGUAAUGGGGUAGUCUCAGAUAAGUCCCGAGGAGCUGGUUCUGUAACCCUUUUCUCUAAUGCUGGAAUUUUUAGCAUUCUUACAUUCUCUUGGAUGGGGUCUUUGAUUGCUCUAGGCAAUAAGAAAACCUUAGACCUUGAGGACGUUCCUCAACUUGAUAGCCUUGAUAGUGUAAUUGGGGCUUUCCCAAAUUUUAGAAAUAACCUCGAGUCAGCUGGUGGCGUGGGGAGUGGAGUAACCAAACUUAAGCUGGUAAGGGCAUUGUUCCUACUGGUAUGGAAAGACACUCUUUUCACAGCUCUUUUGGCACUUGCGUGCACGGUUGCUUCAUAUGUUGGUCCUUAUCUCAUUGACACGUUUGUUCAAUACCUCAAUGGGCAAAGGGAUUUUAAAAAUGAGGGUUAUGUUCUGGUUACAACAUUCUUUGUGGCAAAGCUUGUAGAGUGCCUAUCUCAGAGGCACUGGUAUUUUAGGCUGCAGAGAAUUGGAAUUCAGAUUAGAGCAGUACUGGUAGCAAUGAUCUACAACAAGGGUUUGACCCUUUCAUGCCAGUCAAAGCAGAGCCACACUAGUGGGGAGAUUAUCAAUUUCAUGACUGUUGAUGCAGAAAGGAUUGCCUCAGUUGCAGCCUUUAUUGCGACUGUUAUUGUUAUGCUAGCAAAUUUUCCUUUGGGAAGACUGCAAGAGAACUUUCAGGACAAGUUGAUGGGAUCAAAAGAUAAAAGGAUGAAGGCAACAUCUGAGAUUCUAAGGAAUAUGAGAAUUCUCAAGCUUCAAGGGUGGGAAAUGAAGUUUCUGUCUAGGAUUAUUGAGCUCAGAAAUGCUGAGACAGGAUGGUUAAAAAAAUUUGUUUACACUACAGCCAUGAGCAGUUUUGUAUUUUGGGUGGCACCAACUUUUGUGUCGGUGGCUACUUUUGGUGCUUGUAUGCUUCUGGGAAUCCCUCUUGAGUCAGGAAAGAUCUUAUCUGCACUUGCAACAUUCAGGAUUCUUCAAGAGCCAAUAUCUAAUCUUCCUGAUACAAUAUCAAUGAUAGUUCAGACAAAGGUUUCUCUUGAUAGAAUUGCAUCUUUCCUUCGCCUGGAUGAUUUACAGCCUGAUGUCAUAGAAAGGCUUCCAAGAGGUAGUUCUGAUACUGCAAUUGAGAUUGUUGAUGGAAAUUUCUCCUGGGAUUUAUCUACCUCGAGUGUAACACUAAAAGAUGUUAAUUUAAAAGUACAACAUGGUAUGAGGAUUGCUGUUUGUGGUACUGUUGGCUCUGGCAAGUCAAGUUUUCUUUCUUGUAUAUUGGGGGAGAUACCAAAAGUAUCGGGGACUGUUAGGUUGUGUGGCACAAAGGCAUACGUUGCUCAAUCACCUUGGAUACAGAGUGGAAAGAUUGAAGAAAACAUAUUGUUUGGUAAAGGGAUGGAUAGGGAAAGGUAUGAGAUGGUGCUUGAAGCUUGUUCCCUGAAAAAGGACCUGGAAAUCCUGUCAUUUGGUGACCAGACAGUCAUAGGUGAAAGGGGAAUAAACUUGAGUGGAGGACAGAAGCAAAGAAUACAGAUUGCACGCGCUCUCUACCAAGAUGCUGAUAUCUAUCUGUUUGAUGAUCCCUUCAGUGCUGUGGAUGCCCUUACUGGGUCUCACUUAUUUAAGGAAGUUUUGCUGGGCAUGUUGAGUUCAAAAACUGUAAUUUAUAUCACCCACCAAGUUGAGUUCUUGCCUGCUGCUGAUCUAAUCUUGGUCAUGAAAGAUGGAAAGAUCGCACAAGCUGGAAAAUACAAUGAGAUUCUAAACUCUGGGACUGAUUUUAUGGAACUUGUGGAUGCACAUGAUAACGCUUUGUCAGCACUUGACAUAGUUGAGGGAGGAUCUCUUUCUACAGGAGUAAAUUUGAACAAAGAAGGUGGUGUGAGUAGUACUAUUGGGAAUGUGCAGAAUGAAGACAAUAAAGACAUGCAGAAUGCUAGAACUGAUGACAUAGUUGGGCCUAAAGGGCAGCUUGUUCAAGAAGAAGAGCGAGAGAAAGGUCGUGUUGGGUUUUCAGUCUACUGGAAGUAUAUUACCACAGCAUAUUGUGGAGCUCUUGUGCCCUUUAUAUUGCUGGCACAGAUUGUUUUUCAGCUUCUUCAGAUUGGUAGCAAUUAUUGGAUGGCUUGGGCAACUCCUGUGUCAGAGGAUAGCAAACCCUUAGUUGAGACCUCCACAAUACUAAUGGUCUAUGUGGCAUUGGCUGUCGGAAGUUCUUUAUGCAUUCUUGCUAGAGCCAUGCUUCUUUAUACUGCUGGUUACAAGACAGCAACCCAACUUUUCAAUAAAAUGCAUUAUUGCAUUUUCCGUGCUCCCAUGUCUUUCUUCGAUGCCACCCCAAGUGGGCGUAUCCUGAACAGAGCUUCCACAGAUCAAAGUGCAGUUGAUUUGAGCAUUCCAUAUCAAGUAGGUGCAGUCGGCUUCUCAAUGAUUCAGCUCCUUGGAAUCAUUGUAGUGAUGUCUCAGGCUGCAUGGCAGGUCUUUAUUGUUUUUAUCCCUGUGAUUGCUACCUCUGUCUGGUAUCAGCAAUAUUACAUAUCUUCUGCACGAGAACUUGCAAGGUUGGUUGGAGUAUGCAAAGCUCCAAAAAGUAAGGUCUUAGUGCUCGAUGAAGCUACUGCAUCUGUCGACACAGCUACAGAUAAUCUGAUUCAGCAAACCCUUAGGGAACACUUUUCUGACUGUACAGUUGUAACCAUUGCGCAUCGGAUAACUUCUGUUCUAGAUAGUGAUAUGGUUCUGCUUUUAAAUCAUGGACUCAUCGAAGAAUAUGAUUCUCCAGCAAGAUUACUGGAAAACAAAUCAUCAUCUUUUGCACAGCUUGUACAAGAGUACACUACAAGGUCAAAUUCUAGUUUCGACCAUUGAACAUCAAACUUUAAUAAAUGCCAGCUGACAAUUUUUCCGAUGAUGACGAUGAGAAUCUUGGUAUGUAUGUGAUUUAAUUUUUGCAACCUUUGCUGGGAAAGAGAAAGAGGAUGGAUGUCACUCAAUAUGUACUUCAUAUACAUCUUUGUUUGAAUAAAAUAUCAAUCUCCUG